UCCUCCCCCUCCUUCCGGGAGGCGCGGGACCCUGCGCUGUCGUUGCUGCCGCCGACCGCGGGUUGGGCGCUGACUUUGUGUCUGAAGGCUGGGUUUGCGGUGAAACUGAGGACCUGAGUGCGGGCAGUGAGGGGAGCUCUGGACCAGGACACUCCAGGACCCAGGUGUGAGCUGCCUCUCUUGCUGGAUUCCAUUCACCUCUCCCAGCACCACUUCCAGAGUCCUUAGGCAUUUGUGAGAGCAGCAAUGAAUAAAUCUGUGGAACCCUUGACCUUCAGAGAUGUGGCCAUAGAAUUCUCCCGGGAGGAGCAGGACUGCCUGGAUCAGGCACAGUGGAAAUUGUAUCGGGAUGUCAUGUUAGAGACCUACAAAAAUAUGGUGUCGUUGGGUCUUGCUGUGUCUAAACCUGACCUGGUCAUCUUGUGGGAGCAAAAGAUGGAGCCCUGGGAUGUGAAGAGAAGUGCAAAUUCUGUCAUCCUCCCAGCCAUGUCUUCUCAAGACGACCAUGUCUCCAUGCAACAGUCAGGCAGAGAAGAUUUGUUCCUAAAUGUGGGACCGGGAGAUGAUGGAAUUGACACCUUUGAGAAUUUACAAUUACUGAAAGACCGGACAUGUCAAGAGGCAUGUGAAGGGCACAAUGGUUAUUGCGAUGAAGAUUGCCAAGCAGGAACAAUUAUCCAUAGUAAAAUUCUUCCUGCAGGAACUGAUCCAGCAUGUAAACCAUGUUGGGUAAGACUCCAUUUUAUGUCUCUUGCAUGUAUAGAAAAAUACAUUUCUGUUAGCAAAGACCCAUGUGAUAGUUUUACCAAGAUACAUUCUCAGAGAGGAAUAUUGGAACACUUGGAUAGUCCCCUUGUCCAUAAUGGAAAUGAUUAUUCAAAACAUUGUCACCGUGGGAUAGGUUUAAACGUUCAGUCAAAUCAUUCUCAACAUCCUCUGAUUAAAAAGGUAGAUGAAAAAUCUACACGAGAGCAUAUUGAGGAGUCCUCAAAACUUCUCCAAUAUCAGACAAUUCAUGAGAAACCUUACAAUUGUAAAGAAUAUGGCAAAGCUAACAAAUGCUGCUCAAGACUUACUGAACAUCAGAGAAAGAAACGGCACAAACGUGAAGAGCGUGUUAAAGGCUUUUGUCGGCAUUCACAGCCGACUCGACAUCUAAGGAGUCAUACUGGAGAAAAGCCUUACAUGUGUCUAGACUGUGGUAAAACCUUUGUAAGUUUGUGUUGCCUUUCCCAGCAUCAGAGAGUUCAUAAUGGUGAGAAACCUUAUAAAUGUGAAGAAUGUAUGAAAACCUUUAAGGUGAAGUCAAGUCUCAGUCAGCAUCAGAGAAUUCAUACUGGCCAGAAAGCUUACCAAUGUGAAGUAUGUGGCAAAGCCUUUAAGUAUAAGUCAAAUCUUACUCGACAUCACAGAAAUCAUACUGGGGAGAAACCUUACAAAUGUGAAAAGUGUGGCAAAGCCUUCAGCUUGCUUUCAAGUCUUUCUGACCAUUACAAAAUUCAUACGGGGGAAAAGCCUUACAAAUGUAAGGAAUGUGGCAAAGCCUUUAAUAGAAAUUCAAAACUUACUCGACAUCAUAGAAUUCAUACUGGGCAGAAACCUUACAAAUGUGAAGAAUGUGGCAAAGCCUUUACCUGGGUGUCAAAUCUUUCUGAGCAUUACAAAAUUCAUACUGGGGAAAAGCCUUACAAAUGUAAAGAAUGUGGCAAAGCCUUUAAGACUAAUUCAAAGCUUAGUCAACAUCAUAGAAUUCAUACUGGGCUGAAACCUUACAAAUGUGAAGAAUGUAAGAAAGCCUUUAAGCUGAAGUCAUGUCUUCGUCAGCAUCAGAGAAUUCAUACUGGCCAGAAAGCUUACCACUGUGAAGUAUGUGGCAAAGACUUUAGCAGUAAGUCAAAUCUUACACAUCAUCACAGAAUGCAUACUGGGGAAAAACCUUACAAAUGUGAACAAUGUGGCAAAGCCUUUAAUUAUAUUAAAAGUCUUACUCGACAUCACAGAAUUCAUGCUGGGCUGAAACCUUACAAAUGUGAAGAAUGUGGCAAAGCCUUUACCUGGGUGUCAAAUCUUUCUGAGCAUUACAGAAUUCAUAGUGGGAAAAAACCUUACAAAUGUAAAGAAUGUGGCAAAGCUUUUAAUAAUAAUUCAAGUCUUACUCGACAUCAUAGAAUUCAUACUAGGGAGAAAUCUUACAAAUGUGAAGAAUGUGGCAAAACCUUUAACUGGCUCUCAAGUCUUUCUGAUCAUAACAACAUUCAUACUGGGAAAAAACCUUACAAAUGUAACAAAUGUGGCAAAGACUUUAAACAUAUUAAAAGUCUUACUCGACAUCGCAGAAUUCAUACUGGGCCAAACCCUUAUAAAUGUGAAGAAUAUGACAGAGCCUUGUACUGCAAGUCAAAUCUUUCUAACAACUACAGAAAUCACACUGGGGAAAAGCCUUACAAAUGUAAAGAAUGUGGCAAAGCUUUUAAUAAUAAUUCAAGUCUUACUCGACAUCAUAAAAUUCAUACUGGGGAGAAACCUUACAAAUGUGAAGAAUGUGGCAAAGCCUUUAACCAAAAGGCAAAUCUUAGUCAACAUCAUAGAAUUCAUACUGGGGAGAAACUUUACAAAUGUGAAGAAUGUGGCAAGGCCUUUAAGUGGAAGUCAGGUCUUAUUCUACAUCACAAAAUUCACUUCAGAGAGAAGUGUUAAAAUUGUGAAGUCCAUUUUUUGACUUUAGUCUCUUUAAUCAUAAGUCCAGCAGUUUAACCAGAAAUGGCAAAGUGAUUAUCCAGAAGUCCAAUCAUCCUCAACAUAAGACUGCCUACUGAGAGAAACCCAUCAAUGGAAAUUGAUGAAUGGAUUGUCCAAAUAUAUAUUUUGAAACCACCAGAUUUUCAUACUGGAAACUUUAUAAAGAAGUGAAAAGAGGAGAAUAAUUUAUGAUGAAAAUUAAAUGCAUAUUAAGACAUUACAGUGCAGUAAGAAGUUAAUUCCACUUGUCAGACAUUGCCUUAAAUGAGAAUAUGGUUUUGGAGCAUAAACCAAGAUUAAAACACUUAAUGUUAGUAUAAUUUAAAAGUUCAGGAGGCCUCUCUGGUGGCUCAAGGGGUGAAGUUGCAGCAUUCUGAUGCUGUUGGCAACCACUGCAGCACAAGUUUGAUUCCUGUCCAGGGAGCUGACCCACAUGGAGCAGCAGACCUCUCCUGUCUUGCCUGCUGCUCUCCUCAGCAGUAUAUUUCUGUAUAUCCACCUGUUCUGCCUCCACUCCAUCUUCGGUGAAUCCUCACACACACCCCCCCCCCACACACACCUCUGGCCUACACCCCAGCUCUUGUAUGCAUAAAUAAAAUGAAUCUUUAAAAAACAAAAGGUGAAGACAAUGGUUUGGGGACAUAUAUAGUUAUUUUCUAUGUCCUUUUUUAUCAACCAUACUUGGGAUAUGAAGAGACAUGAGGAAUGAAAUUCAGCCCUACAUCACUUCAUUCUAUGGCUUCUCAUAGGUAUGUGAUGUCGAGUUUGAUUUUUGCUGCCUUAAACAUCUAAGGGACCCUUCUCUAAUGGAUGGAUUUGCUCACAUCUAACUUGCUCUGGCAAAUUUAAGAUGGUGUCAUACAUCAUGUAUGAAGAAUCUAAUGGAUAUGCUGUUUGUGGUUGACUCAAAAGAUUUAUCUAAAUCACCCAGAAGAGUCAUCGGCUUCAUUGUUGGCAUAAAAGUCAGAGAAACAUGCUGAAGUUCAAGUCAUUUCAUCUUUUUCUCCUUAGGGAAUACACUGACAGUUUAUUAAAGUCCUGAUGUUUUUCACAGUAGUAAUAGAGAUCGUGAAUAUUAUUUGAUGUUGCCAAAAGAAAUAUUCACAGGCACAUGAUGAAAGACCAGGUGACUUUCACAACAGGGCAUGGCAUUCUUAUCCAUUCACAUUAGCUUAGUAAAGAGUCUAUGUUGAACACUUAACUCUGGGAUUCUGGUAUCAGAAGGUCCAGAAUGCUUCCUAAAUGCCUGAAUCCUGACUUUUACGAAAUAGCAUACAAUAGUAUCUGAAUGUCUUACUUAGACUGUAAACUUUAUAUUCAUACAUAUAUUUUUUAAUAAUGCUGAUUUUUAAUGUCAUCCUGACGGGUACUUGAUAACAUGUCGCUCACCAGCAAUAACCAAUUCCAUUUUAAGGCUUUUAGUAACAGAUGAGAACAAUAAGGUGGUUGUCUACACAGUGUUAUGUCAUCAUUAGCAGGCUCUGUUCUCAGAUACCUUUUAUUUGAAAUAGUUUUGACUGUAUUUUGAAGAACUACACACUUUUUUUUGUUCUGUUAGUAACCCCGGAUAUUGUUGAGUGUAUUUAAUAUAAUGCUGGAGUAUUUUGAAGAAUUUUGCCAAACACUUCAUGAUAUUGGUGCUUUGCCAUCCAUUUUUUUGUGCCUAAAACUAUCUCUAGGGACUCUGAAGUGACACUAGACCCUCUUUUAGAGGUUCCUGCUACACUCCUUUAUAACACUCUGCAUGAUCACAAGGAAAUAUAAAUUCUUCACCUGACUUCACAUGCAGACAUUGUCAUGCCUCUCUAGUCUAAGGGCCUCCUCUUGAUUGGCCCUGGGUAAAAUUUCCACAGAACUGACAAUAGACAAUACUUAGUUACUUACAUUAAGGAAUACAUACUGUAUUUCUCCCUUAGUUUACCUGGAGUAACACAAUCUUCAGGAUCUUUGAAACACUCCAGUUAGGGAUUUUUUAAUGGCCUUCAAACACACAUUGUCUUAGAUUUGAUAUAUAUUUAAUCCAACAUGUAAAUACAUUGAGACAUUACUGAGGAAUGACAAUGGCUGGGAAAAAAAAGUAUUCUGGAGAGCAGGGUGUGUGUAGGGAAGCAUUUCAUGAUGUCACUGGCUUGGGCAGCAGUUGGUUAUUUUUGGAAGAGGCAAUUACUUCUAAAAUGGGGCUGUUUGUAGGAGGUGUCUGGUAGUAUGGAGGCACUCUAUUCCAUUUAGGGGAAAGCCAGGAUAGUGCCAGCAGCUCACACUGAUGUUUUUUAAGAAAUAGAAUGAGGGUAUUUCGGCUCAGCCUUGGUGGCCUUCAGCAGAUACUGGGCAAGGCAGCUGUGCAAGGAUAGAAUGGAGUCUAAGGAUACUGUCCCCUGCUGGUCUUCUGGGGACCAGGAAGGCAAAAUUUAAACACCAGAAAUGCCUUAGUUGGAGUUUGAUCUAGAUGGCUGACCAGGGAGUCUUCAUGCUCCACCCUUCUGAGGAUGCAGCUUCGGAACUACAAAGAAGGGGGGUUGUGAGGAACCCAAAUCCGGAACCCAAUUAUAAGAGUACACAGCAAGGGGGCCACCCUUGGUGGCGCAACCAUUGAGCCCUGAGCUGCGAGGCUGCCCGCAGCCGCUGCAGCGCCGGUUCGUUCCCUGGCCGCCGGCAAGGGUGUCCCCCGCCACACACACAAAAAGAGUACACAGCAAGGUUCCCUACUUAAAAAAAAAAAAUCUUUUUCUGCAUACAAGAACUGGGGGUGUAGGCCGUCUGUGUGGGGGAUGGUGCGGUGAUGAAAGAAUCAAAGAGGUCUGUAGCAUCAAACGCUGCCAAUACCGUGAAAGCUCUGAGACGUUAACCCUUUCACCCCCAAGGGGUACCCAGUUACUUUCCUAUUCACCUCAGCCCUGAACCAGUUCUGGUGCCCCCAUGUUCAGUGUCCCCGCCCAUCUGUCCAUUUUCCCUCAACCUCCACUGAUCCCACCUCCAGGCUGCAAAAUCCACCCCUGACAACGUCACGGCUGGCUCACAGUAUCGUGGGAAAUGUAAUCUGGAUCCCACGCGGUUCCUGCCUAAGGCUCUGGGGCGGGGCCUACAGGUUCUCCGCGGCUGCGCCCCUGCCCGCCCACCUUUUGCCGGAAGUUUCGGUACUGCCCUUUGGGCUGCUGGGCACCCGGGUGUCACCUGGACUUUGUGUCCGAAGGCUGGGUUUGCGGUGAAACUGAGGACCUGAGUGCGGGUGUGGGGAGA
This is a messenger RNA of Talpa occidentalis (Iberian mole), 5976 nucleotides long. RefSeq names its product zinc finger protein 345-like. Lineage: Eukaryota; Metazoa; Chordata; Mammalia; Eulipotyphla; Talpidae. The transcript is spliced from 5 exons. The record is from RefSeq and is a predicted model, not a curated record. Gene Ontology annotation, biological process: regulation of DNA-templated transcription. Bases 247 to 2697 code for a protein of 816 amino acids.